This is a messenger RNA of Acomys russatus (golden spiny mouse), 453 nucleotides long. RefSeq names its product 60S ribosomal protein L27-like. The record is from RefSeq and is a predicted model, not a curated record. The transcript has a single exon. Bases 1 to 453 code for a protein of 150 amino acids. Gene Ontology annotation, molecular function: structural constituent of ribosome. NCBI's taxonomy places the organism in Eukaryota, Metazoa, Chordata, Mammalia, Rodentia, Muridae. Gene Ontology annotation, biological process: translation. Gene Ontology annotation, cellular component: ribosome; cytosolic large ribosomal subunit.
AUGGACAAGUUCAUGAAACCUGGGAAAGUGGUGCUGGUCCUGGCUGGGUGCUACUCAGAACGCAAAGCUGCCAUUGUGAAGAAUAUUGAUGAUGGCACUUCAGACCGCCCUGACAGCCAUGCCUUGGUGGCUGAUGGCACCUCAGACUGCCCUGACCGCCAUAUCCUGCUGGCUGGAAUUGACCGCUAUCCCCAAAAAGUGACAGCUGCCACGGGCAAGAAGAAAAUCACCAAGAAGUCAAAGAUCAAGCCCUUUGUGAAAGUUUCUACUAACAGUCACCUCAUGCCCACCAAGCACUCUGUGGAAAUCCCCUUGGACAAAACUGUUAUCAACAAGGAUGUCUUUAGAAACCCAGCCCUGAAACAUAAGGUCAGGCAGGAGGCCAAGGUCAAGUUUGAGGACCAAUACAAGACAAGGAAGAACAAAUGGUUUUUCCAGAAGCUUUGCUUUUAG